AAAGUCAUCAGAUGAUAUGUCCAUAUCUUGGACUAUAAAUUCCCAAGUUCUUCACUUCAAUGACAGUGAUACGAAGAAUCAAAAUCUCUUCCUCUUCUCAUUUUCUUUUGCUGGGUGUAUAUUAUAUAAGCUUUGUUAUUUCUACUCAUAGUUUAUACUAGAAGAACUUGUUAAAUCUUAGGGAGUGAAAUAUCCUUAACGAUAGUGUCACACACACCUCAAGGUUUCAAAAAUUCCCGAUUGUUUUCGUGUUUUGUACAACAAUCUUAAGAAUAUUUCUUGUUAUUUUGUUGUCAUGGAGAACGAAUUGCCAAACAAAGCCUUGUUUUCAUUCUUGAUGAUUGUACUUUAUGGUGUAUUCAAGCGUGAAGGGUUCAAGAUUAGUGACGUGAUUUGUUGUUGCUGUGAAUACAAAUCUCGAUUGGCUGGUAAAACGUUUGGCAUUGGAGGUUCUACUCUUGUUAUAUUUUCAACUAUAAUCGUCUUCGCUAUACUACUCAGCUUUUGGAAUUAUGCUACUACGGUUUUUUUAUGCAUACCUGAUCUCGAGAACUUGCAAGCAAUAAUACAUGGAAGGGAAACGUUACCACAUGUAUAUGUCAAAAGAGGGGAAGACAAUGAAGGGAAAAAAGGAAAGAAAGGGAAAGCAGACAACUCAUUGUCAUUUAUACUUGGAGAAAUUCCAUAUCUGAAGGGCAGAAUCACAAUUAUGUGCCAGCUUUGGGAACUGACAGGAUCUGUUCCGGUGUCAUCUGCUGUACUUCGCAAGGACAUUGACUAUCUCCUGGAUUUGAUAGAGAGGUUAAAGAAUGGAAGAGAUCAAAUUGCUCUUGACAUGGGCAAAAUUGAGAAGCUGACAUUUCUGUUGUCAAAUUUACGGAUUUUGUAUUUCAUUUCUGAUAAGCCUGAUGCCGAAAUGUCUUGUAUAUCACAUGAGGCUCAUGAUCUGAUGACUGCUUAUGAUCUGGUUCAGUCAAUUUUUCAUCAGAGUGGACGAGAUGACAUGAUGCCUAAGUUAAAGGAAAAUAUCAGCUUAGAUCAUCAUUCUGAAUCAAGUAAAACCAUGUGUGAGGAUCAGUUGGUUGAACUUUUGGACGCCCUCCUCGUGGUUCUUAAUUAUCUGCCCAAGCAUCUUUUCCUAUCAAUGACUCAAUAUGAGCUUCUUCAGAAUGUAUGCUGCCAUUUAAGAGAUUUCCAUGAGCUGAAAUUAAAUGGCUGCAUUGAACAUGAGACAGUUGAAUAUGUCUUACCUCAGUUUCAACUUAUGGCUGAGAGAGUAGGACACUUCUGUAUUGUCCUUAUGUCGUAUCUGGAUAAAAUAAAUGAAACAGAAGAACUUGAUGAAACAGAUGAACUUGAUGAAACACUUGAGCUUAGUGAAGCAGAUGAACUUGAUGAAACAGAUGAACUUGAUGAAACAAAUGAACUAGAUGAACUUGAUGAAACACUUGAGCUUAGUGAAGCAGAUGAACUUGAUGAAACAGAUGAACUUGAUGAAACAUGUGGAAUUGGUGAAAUAGAUGAACCUGAUGAAGCAGAUGAAGUUGAUAGAAAACUUGAAGUCCCUCAAGCCACUUCUAUGCUAGCUGAUCUACUUGUGAAGAUUAUUCCGGUUGAACUGGAGGUUAUGCACAUAUGUUCAACAAAUUUGAAAGCUUCAAAGUCAGCAGAAGUUGGACGCUUCAUUACGCAGCUCCAAGAAGCCUGUCCAGACAUUCUUAGAGAACAUCUAAUCUAUCUACAAGAGCACUUGGUAACUGGUCUUAAUGCUAGCACUUCAGCUCAGAACAUUCAUGUCAUGAUAGAGUUUCUAUUGAUUAUUCUUGCUGAUAUUCCCAAGGACUUUAUUAAUCAUGACAAAUUGUUUGUUCUCUUGACACGUAUUGGAGCACAUACCAGAGAGGCAUCCAUUCUUGUUGGCAACAUAGAAGAGAACUCAAGGAAUGAAGAGAAUAUGAAUGAAGCAAGCCGUGCAAGUCUAGACUUGCUGGAAAAUAUCGAACUCCUGAAGAAAGAUCUCAAGCAUGUUUUCUUAAAAGCCCCUGCACACUCAUCUCAGCUCUGUUUCCCCAUGAGUGACGGACCACUCUUCAUGACUCUUCUAAUCGGAAACUUAAAUGAUUUGUUCAGAUCCAAUGCUUAUUCAGUAGCUUUAAUAAAGGAAGAAAUUGGGUUGGUAAAAGACGACCUAGAAUUCAUAAGCUCCCUCGUCGGGAGUGUUGACCAAGAAUUGAAUAGAGAUCUCUGGACUCGUGUUCUAGAUGUGGCAUAUGAGGCAGAACAUGCCAUUAAUUCAAUUCUUGUCAGAGAUCAUGGUGUCUUGCACCUUAUCUUCUUACUUCCCUAUACCAUCGGAAAGAUUAAGCUUAUCAAAGAAGAGGUACAACAGAAGAUCUCCACGAAUAGUGGCCUCGUCGUAAGCUCUCCCAACAAGCCAGUUGAAAUUAGAAAGUCACCAACAACUGCUCAAAUAAUUGUAGGUUUUGAGGAGGAGACAAAGUGGAUAAUUAGGAAGCUCACCCUCAGACCAACUGAGUUAGAUGUCAUUUCCAUAUUUGGUAUGCCAGGGGUUGGAAAAACUACGUUGGCUUACAAAGUAUAUAAUGACAAGUCUGUUGUUUAUCAUUUUGACAUUCGUGUUUGGUGCACAGUCGACCAAGAACGUAAUGUGAAAAGGUUAUUGCAGAAAAUUUACAAUCAAGUUAUUGGUUUGAAAGAAAGAUUCAGUGAGAAGGAUGACAGAGAUGAAGAUGUUGCUGAUAAGUUACAAAGAGAAAUGAUUGUAAAAACGUUCAGUGAGAAGGAUGAUAUAGACGAAGAUGUUGCUGAUACGUUACGAAGACAAAUGAUAGUAAAAAGAUUCAGUGAGAAGGAUGACAUAGAUGAAGAUGUUGCUGAUAAGUUACGAAGACAAUUGUUUGGAAAGAGGUACCUUAUUGUCUUGGAUGACAUGUGGGAUACUGCAAUAUGGGAUGAGCUAAGAAUGUCUUUUCCUGAAUAUCCGACAGGAAGUAGAAUCAUCUUAACAAGUCGCAAAAAGGAAGUGGCUGUGCAUGGAAAACGCCACAGUGAUCCUCUUAACCUUCGAUUGCUAAGGCCAGAGGAAAGUUGGGAGUUAUUCGAGAAGAGGGUAUUCGGAGAAGAAAAUUGCCCUCGCGAACUAAGGGGCGUUGGAGAAAGAAUAGCCCAAAAAUGUAAAGGGCUUCCUUUGGCACUUGAUCUGAUUUGUGGAGUCAUUGCAAGGAAGGAAAAGAAAAAGGCUUUGUGGCUUGAAGUUUUAAAAAAUUUGAGUUCCUUUAUUUUCAAGGAUGAAGUGAAAGUGAUGAAGGUUAUACAAUUAAGUUAUGACCAUUUAUCGUAUCACCUUAGGCCAUGUUUACUUUACCUCGCAAGUUAUCCAAAGGACGAAUAUAUUUUUACCUCUGAUUUGAAAGAUUUAUUGAGUGCUGAAGGACUCAUGGAACAGACUGAGAUGAAGAGUGUGGAAGAAGUAAUGGAGUGUUAUUUGGAUGAGUUAAUUUCCAGUAGCUUGGUAGUAGUUUUUAGUGAGACAGGUGGGAACCCGAGGUGCAGAAUCCAUGAUCUUGUGCAUGAUUUUUGUUUGGCAAAAGCUAGAAAAGAAAAAUUGUUUGACUUCAUAAGUCCAAGUGGUCCGUCUUCUUCUUCGGAACUGAUGCCACGUGGAAUGAUUCACUACAAUCAAAAGUCUGUCCAGCUCAAUCUAGAAAAGAGAAAUUAUGCUAAGCACCUCCUCUCUUUGAAGGUAGACAUGACUCGUAGUAAAUAUUGGCAUGGGUAUCAUCUUCCCUACAACAUUUACCUACGAAACUUGAGGCUUCUUAAAAGGUUGGAGCUGCGGGAAAUAAGAUUGACAGAUUCUUUGCUGAAUGAAAUAGGCAUGCUUUUUCAUUUGAAGUGCUUAAAAAUUCAGACGAAGGUAAAAGCUCUCCCUCUGUCAUUUUCGAACCUCAGGAAUCUAGAAACUUUGGUGGUGAAUAACCAGAAAGAAACCAUGGAACUGUCACCUGGUAUUUGGAGUCUUGCAAAGCUACGAUGUGUGAAAAUCAAUUAUUGUUCUCUCUUGGAUGAACCAACGGAUUCAAAGUUGGAGAAUUUGAGAAUAUUAGAUGGUCUCUUCUUUUUCUUUCCAAGAAACACAGAGGACAUCUUCAAAAGGUUUCCCAAUCUUCGAACCCUUGGACUCAGCAUUGGAAACCCAGUGGAUUUUUGUUUUCCAAGAUUUGAUGUCUUUAAUGCACUUGAAGAACUUUCCAUAAGUUCUGGUGGCACUUGGUUUGAUAAACCAUGGGAUUGUCACUUGCCUUCGAGCUUAAAUAAACUGGAGGUGUUAGAGCUUCAUUUGACAUCCGAUUCAAUGUCAAGAAUUGGAAGACUACCCAACCUUCAACACCUGAGUCUAGAAUGCACAACCAUCCAGGGGGGAGAAUGGAACUUGGAAGAAGUCACCUUCGAGAGUCUCAAAUUUCUGAUGUUGUAUAUGGUGUCUUUCUCUGAAUGGAAGGUUGAUGCAGAGGAAUCCUUUCCCGUGCUCGAGGAAUUAGAAAUAUAUGCAUGUUUUAAGCUUAAGGAGAUUCCGGACAGUUUUGGGGAUAUUGCUUCAUUGAAGUCUAUCAAUGUGUGGAGGGACCUUCGACUAAGAGAUUCAGCCCUGAAUAUAAAGGAAUAUGUUGCAGAAAUGACGGGAGAAGACAAGCUUGAGGUGAAGUGGAAGUCCUUAUCUCCAGAGAGCAUAUAAAUGUUUGCCAGCACAUCAACCUGUAGAAGCUUCAAAUGAUGGAUGUAUUCCUCAAACUUUGAUGCCGCUUCUUCCAGCUGUGUGGUUUAUCCGUUGUGGUUAAGCACUGUUUUCCAGUUUGACUUCUUUUCAAUUUCUUCUUCUUUUUUUGGCGAUUAAAGGUGCUUAUAGACAGCAGAACUAUCCUAAAAUACAAGCAUCGCUUAAUAUUCAAAUUUGCUGUUAAUCUGACUGAUUCUUCUAGUAAUGACUCUUUCUCAUAAUACAGAAAAUCUCCAUAGCUUUUCCCAUCUACUUCCAAAGAAUAUGAAUGGAAUAGGAAUGAGAAACUGUCUAAGCAGCUAUAUCACUUUCCUCUCAGGGACUUCUUAGAAUGGUCAAGGAAAAUCUGGUAAAAAUACAUAUGUUAGCCAAAGUUGCAAUAAGCAUUCUCCAUUUUUUAACAUCCUUUCUGUUAGUGCACGGAUUUUAAUGAUGACUUAUUAUGUGCAGGUACAAAAAGAAAAAACGGGCAAAGUGUCACUACUCAAAAGAUGAAGAACUUAGUUGACUACGAAGCGUGACCUAAUCAAGAUGUAGCGGACAAAUGAUUCCAGUACACCUGCUAAGGGAAGAAUAUGUCAUUCCCAGAAUCAAGGAAGACGUAUUUCUGAGCAAAACAGUCGCAGCAAAUCAAGGUAGAAGUUCUGAUUUUUGUAUCAACCACAAAUCAGGAAAAGGAGAGAAGAUCAAUCAAGGACAGAUCAAAGAAAAAAGCAAAGGAAGAAGCUGCAAGAAUUAAAGAUUGGAAAACGAGUAAAGGAAGCUCGUACUUUAUUCUUGGAAAGUAUAUUCAUAUCUUUCCAAGGAUCAAAUCCCUUGGGUUGAUUUCUCUGUACAAGAUCCAGUCAAAGCUUCAAUCAAGGAUCGUUCCAGCCUCCAAGCCUCACACGAAGACUAUAAAGCUAUCAAGUGAAAGACGAGAAAAAAAAAAAUACUUUCGUCUUAUACCAAUCUCAACUUCUUUGUUCUACUCUUAACAAACAUUGUAUUUCAAUAGUGAUGUAUUGUGUAAACAAAAGAGAGAAGAGACGAAAAGUUGUUUGGUGAGGGAUUGUAUGGCGUGUUGCUAGAAAGAAAAAAAGAACUGAUUUUGUUAUGCAGGGAACACACCAUCACUGUACAAGACAACUUUAAGAGCUUACAGAGAACACCCAUUCAACCAAGGGACUGGACUUUGAUCAAAAACAUCCCAUGUCACUUUACUGUUCUGCAAUUUAAAUUCUGCAAUCCCUUUACUGUUCUUCAUAAGUAGAUUUUAAGUCAACUACAACUUACUAGCAGUCGACUAAACUAUGAAAAAGUUUCCACCCCCCCUCUUGCACUUUUACUUUGUUAUUCUUAUUGUUUUUUUUUCUUUUCUUUUUUGUGGGAAAGUUAAGCAUGGUAUGACUUGGUAUACAGAUGUUGAAAGGAAUAU
Messenger RNA from Lycium ferocissimum, 6215 nucleotides. Its product is annotated as putative late blight resistance protein homolog R1B-8. The coding region runs from base 296 to 4756 and encodes 1486 amino acids. The transcript is spliced from 5 exons. Gene Ontology annotation, biological process: defense response to other organism. Lineage: Eukaryota; Viridiplantae; Streptophyta; Magnoliopsida; Solanales; Solanaceae. The record is from RefSeq and is a predicted model, not a curated record. Gene Ontology annotation, molecular function: ADP binding.